ACCGCGCUUUUGACAGAAGUGAAAAAAACCGCUGAAAGACCUCUCUUACAGUCUAUGGCAGCAUAUUCUUCUGCACGUUAUAGUGUCAGUCGUCUAAAUACUUUCUAGAUCACAUGGAACAGUUGUCAUUUUGAUACUCCGGCUCAACUGAAAUAUAAUGGCGGUUCUUCCCCUCUCCUUCAUUGCCCAGGAAGUGUGCAUUCAAGCUCUUCUCGGCCACAGUAACGAAGCCACUGCUACUGUCUCACUGUAUGUGCGACGUUUGUUCGACACGGACAAAUACACCGCCGUAUCGGAAGAGAUUCUUAAGCGGAUCGUUGACCUCUACCCAAAGAGUCUGACCAAUGAGUUGUUAGUGUCACUCGUGCCGCCACAUGUGAAGGAGCUAGUUUUGAGGGAUUGCACGAAUGUCGGUGUUCAAGGGAUGAUCAAUGUUUGUAAGAAAUGUAAAAAACUAGUGUCCUUGGACCUAACCCGCUGUGACCAACUCAUGGCACCCUGUCUCUUCAAGCUGCUAGGUCGUAUCGGGAAGACAAUCACGUCGCUUUCAUUGGAGGAAUGCACCAAGAUCACCGACAUUACAGUUCAGACGAUUCUUCGACAUAUGCAGAAUCUGAGGUCGUUGUCCCUGUCGUCGUGUGUUGGUAUAACUGAUGAUGUAUUCCUCCUUAACACGGACAGCCAGAUUGUUACUGAUAAGAAGAGUGCAAUGCCAGUUUUCAAGCCGGACCUUCACUGUGCCCAUCUUACAAGCUUGGACGUGUCGGGUUGCCAGAGCAUCACAAGUAAUGCCAUACGACACCUGACAACAUUGUGUGGACCAUCUCUUCGGCAUGUGGAUAUAUCAUGGACGAAGAUUGACAUCCUUGCCCUGUGGUACCUGGCCGGAUACAACCUGUCAAGUGCCAUGGACCUCAGAUUGAAUAUCAAAGAUCUCCAUGGCAACCACGAGGAAAUACUUGAACAGAUCAAACGGAUCAACUUGGAUAAAUCGCCCCAAAGUGACACGGAGGAAAAGGAAAAGAGAUCACAAUUGGAGAAGAAUUGGGUAGCUAUGGAAACGUUGAUACCGGAAAAGACCGUUGAGAAUUACAAUAUUGGGGAGGCAGAUCGGUUUGACGGAGAAAAUAUCGGGACGUACGAAGUUGAGGGAGUGGUGACCACCUCAAAGACUGGUGAAUUCAAUAGUUUGAAAGAUUUAGCAAGUGAAACGGAGGAAAUAGAAUUUGAGGUGACUUCUGGUGCGUUUGAUUUUAACCCUGCAUUCACGGCACCAGAUGGUUGGUCAGAUGACACUCCAAGGGCCGGCUUGGGGCCAGAAAGUUCAAUAAACUAUGUCAUGGACACUGAAUGCGACGACUCUAAAAACCUUCCAAAUGCAGCCGAGGCCAGAAACUUUGAUGUCAACUUCGAUGACGCUAAGAUGACUGUAUUAGUCAAUAACUACACCAGCCAUCCACUGGGAGACACUGGUGCAAAUUUUGUCCGUCCAAAAGAGCUUGUAAAUAUGGUAGCUUGUGGUUUAUUGGCAGCAGAUUCGAAAGAAACGGACCGGACCAAUAAAAGUGCGGAAACGAAAGGUGAAGAGGUCAUAGAAUUGGAAUUGACCAAUGAAAAUGUAGAAAACAAAGGUGAAGAGGUCAAGGCCAUGUUGUCAGAAGCAAGCAAUCAAAACUUUGAAUUAGGCCAUAAAUCGUUGGCAGACAAACUUGAAGUUGAUGAUAUAUCGAACUGUGAUAGAUUUGUAGAAGGUGCAACUUCAGAAGGUGGUGUUGCAGGAAGUUCUAAAUCAGUCGAUUUGACAUCAGUUUGGAGGGACUCUUUAAACCUUGACCCAAAAAAGUCGACCAAUCUAUUAUCAUAUGAGGAGCUGGCUGGUUUUUCUCUCGCAGGGAGUGCUGAAUUGGGAUGCUAUGUUGGCAGUGAAAAUAAAGACAUUCCAGAGCCUGGCAAAUCAGGGGGAAGGGCAAUGCCAAAGGAUGAAGAGUUAGAUGAGAAAAGGUCAUUAAAAUGUGAUUCGAGUGUUAGUUCACCUAUGUCAGAUGACCAAAGUGCUGGUGGCAAUAAACUCAUUGAGACUGGUAGUCUUCUUCAAGGGAACAUUUCGCAGGAAGUUGUCCAAUUUUAUAAGCCGGACAUUUCCGUGAUGAAAAUCAACUUUAUGGAGAAGCCAUGGAGUUACGAACUUGGUGUGGCGUGUAUGAAGGCGUUCUUUAGCAAGAAUAGUCAUGUGACACAGAUUUGCAUAACGUGGAAGGGGAUGAAUGAUGAGCUGCUCGAAUUCAUCGUGGAGCGGGUGCCUGAUGUUACGCAUGUGAAGUUGACGGACUGUGAGAGUUUGAGUCUGCUAGGCCUGGUCAAGAUGUCUUUGUACUGCAAGAAGAUACAGCAUCUGGACUUGAAGGGCGUGUGCUUCAUUGGAGAUGCUGCAGUGGUCCCUAUCAUUGCCAAUAGGAGUCUCCAGACUCUUUCUGUCGCCGAGUGUAACAUUUCAGAUUUGACGCUGAGGAUGUUGAGUGUGCAUUGUCACGAGAAGUUACAGUCCCUUGACCUGUCAUGGUGUGAAAAUCUUACAACGGACGGCAUCAACCUUGUGGCAAAAAUGUGCACUCUCUUGAAAAAGCUGGAGCUACGACAAUGUGCUGUUACAGACAAGACUUUAGAGCUGCUCGGGAGUCAGUGCCCCCUAUUGGAGAAGCUGAACCUAUCGAAUGUUGAUAUUACAGAUGACGGUGUCAUAAGACUGGCACAAAGAUUGUCGCUGCUGAAAAACCUAGAUAUCAGCUGGAAUCAAGCGCUGACAGAUGACUCUGUGGACGCCAUCUUGACCAACUGCCCCCUGAUGGACAGUCUGUGCCUUGUUGGUCUCAAACGUCUGACGUCUAAACCAUUCCUUCCAAUUAUUGCAAAUUUCAACCAGUGGCAGCGAUGUCAGGCCCUUCUUCAUCUCAAACAACGUGAGCGAGAACUGUUUAACUCGGAGGAACAUUACUCCAGUGAUGAGGAGUUUGAGGACCUGUACGUCCCUCACCGGUCAACGAGCUACAGCCCGAACCUGACCGAGUUAAACCUUGAUUACUGCGACCAAAUUAAUGACACUCAUCUGGGAAAUAUAGUGGCAGUUUGUCGCGGAUCUCUGGCGAUAAGCGAUUACUAUGGAUGCUCGGUUGCUGCGAUAUGGGCGACAGCUAAACCAGAAAUCCUGGAGUGAUGCGGAAGACACCACUGAGAGACCAAUGUUGGAUAAAAUCCGUCCUUAAUUGCAGGAAUUGACAAACAAGAUUACAUCACUGGGCAGCCUGUCGGUCAUUUUCUCAGGAAUCGCGUAAAUAUAUUUACUUGUACACAAGCAGGAAGCAGUAGUGUGUCAUUUUGGAGUUGGCAUAAAUGUACCAGUAUAUUGUGAUGCAUUUUCAUAAUUCCAGUACAUACCUUGGGCAAGGUACUUUACAAAAAGUGGCCUUCUGUUUAAGAAAAUAUGAAUGAAAACUUUGGGGGUUACCAGGGUCCGGUUUCACAAUCAGCGUGAAUAGUAACAUUGACACCAAUUUGUCCUGACGCAAAGUCUUGAAUGACACUUAAUAAAGGAAUUCAUGAUGGCUGUUGUAUUAAAUGCAGAUUGAGCAACUGGUCCAAGGCAGUUAUAUAGUGCCUGGAGUCCAAUGACCUCCUUUGGGUUCAUACAAUAUGAUUCCAUCAUGGUCUUGGCAGAACUCAAAAGUUGAGGAUCAACUGCCAUCUGGUGAAGGCUUGUCACCAAAUACCCUGAAAUUGCCUGCCCAGACAAUCUAUAAAAUGUGACAUUAUUACAAAUACUGUGAAAUGACACACUUCGUUAUCCUCUGUGAAUCCGCACUGUAAAUGCGGGAAAUAUUCCGAGUAUUUUAUUUCUCAGAUUGGUGUCAAGUUGCAAAGAUAAAUUGUGUCCCUCACUGGCAAAGUGAGGAGAAUGUCACACAAAGGGUCAGGGGAGAAUAGAGGAAAAGUGAGAAAACAAUUUUUAUCAAAGAAAUGUUGGUAUAAAAUGAUUGUAUGACUCUCCUGAGUAAUUUCAACUAUGUCUAGAGAAAGGUGUGUACAGACCACAAAGCCUUGAAAUACAGCCAAUAAGUUUCUUCUUUAGUGCUUUUCCUAUCAAGUAAACUAUCUUUGCACGAGGUUUUCGCAAAUUUGAACUUGAGAGAGCGGUAUAUUUCAAAGUCCAUAUCUCGAGAAAUUGUCAUGUAUCGUACAUCAUUCUGUAGAUAAUUUUUUACAGAAUGAGCCAGAACCAAUAAAACUUAUUUUUAGCUCACCUGGGGGAGCUUAUGUCGUCACGUCUUGACUGUUGUCGUCCGUCCGUCCGGCAACAAUGGUGGCACGUUUGCUCACUCUUGAGUCUAGGAAGUUGAAACUUGCUGUGUGGCUAUCUUAUGACAACAUGACAUCACACACAAAAAAUCACUUAUAGCUAGAUGUAACAACAGUAAUUUUCUCAGGGUGCGUGGCUGGCUCCUCUUCAGCCACAGUCUGGUGGGUCGAAACCUAAUUAGCAUCUGCGACAUGGUGUUUAUUCAAUGUUGUAAUGGCUAUUACAAUUUAAAUGGCCAUGCGGAUGUAGGGCACACAUUGUACACUCUUGAAGUACACACUGUACAUUUUGUAUAGAGCAUAUCCUUGUUCUCAACCUAAUGGCCUAAAACAUGAAUUUAUGGGUCUAUUACUUACAAAUUAGAAAUACAAGGGGGUUAAUAAUAUUGAGUUUGAGUCUUUGGGAAAGGCAUAGGCAUUAUUUUCUUAUCCGUCUGAAAUUACAAAAGAAUAUUAUCAAUCACCAAUGGAAUGACCCUAGUGAGAAAUUUGAUGUAAUUUUUGUUUUUAUCUUAUCGUUAUGGGUCACUUCCUCACAUAUUGCUGCCAGGGGUAAAGACUUCGGUAAAGAACGACUCUCUGGUGAGGCGAUUGAUUACUGCUCGUGACAAUAAUAUUGAUGGUGGAAGAUGCCGGCUUUGCGAUUUUCUUGUCAAUAAUGUCCAAAUAUGACUUUAUUUCUUAGUUGAUUUUGAAUUUGUUGCAAUAAACAAUG
Lineus longissimus is the source of this 5065-nucleotide messenger RNA. RefSeq lists its product as uncharacterized. Gene Ontology annotation, cellular component: SCF ubiquitin ligase complex. Gene Ontology annotation, molecular function: protein binding. The coding region runs from base 158 to 3211 and encodes 1017 amino acids. The transcript is spliced from 10 exons. Gene Ontology annotation, biological process: SCF-dependent proteasomal ubiquitin-dependent protein catabolic process. NCBI's taxonomy places the organism in Eukaryota, Metazoa, Nemertea, Pilidiophora, Heteronemertea, Lineidae. The record is from RefSeq and is a predicted model, not a curated record.